CCAGUCACAUUAUGCUUCCUUCGUCAUUUUUGUCUAAUAAGUAAGCAUGGAGUCAGUUGAUAAACCCUAGGUAGGCGCAUAUCACUAGCUAUAGAAGGUAUGCGUCAGUUAGGCAGUAAAUGAGCAAGACAGAGCGUCACAUAACGAAUACAGGUUGUGUAGUUGUGCAGUUGCAUGUUUGACAGCCAGUGCUUAUAGUAAAUAUGGAUUUCCUUGGUAAUGAAUCCAUCGGGAUGGUGAAUGACAACGACACCUGCACUGAAGAAACACCGGUGUUUUGUUUCACCAGAACGGUAGCUAUUUCCAUCGUACUCGGUAUUGUCUCCAUAGUGACAAUCGUAGGUAAUAUUUUUAUAAUUGUUGCUUACAUCAAAGACAGACGCAUCAGCUCUACCGUGGCCAAUUCAUUUAUACUGAGUCUGUCUGUUUGCGAUUUGAUAGUCGGUGCUGUCUCACUACCCUUGAACUCAAUAUGGAUCGUCCUGGGCUACUGGCCCUUCGGGAAGAUCCCCUGUCAGAUAUGGCUCGCUCUGGACUACACCGUAGUCCAUGUUGCCGUCUUUACGAUCAUUUUCAUUAGCCUUGAUCGAUACUGGCUGCUGACCAAAAAACUCGCCUAUGCUACCUUCCAGACGCACAAACGCGCAGCCAGCAUGAUUACUGCAUCAUGGCUUAUCAACUUCCUGUUUUACUCUGCAGUUACUUUUCUGUGGGGUCCGUUGGCAGGCGGUGAUAAAAUCGAUUAUGACAGCAAUUGUGAACUUGAAUCUUUGGACAGUCUGUCCUUUCAGGCUAUUGAAAUAGUCUCCAAGUUUUUCAUUCCGUUGCUGAUCAUAAUCUACUUUAAUGCUCGAGUAUACAUCAAGAUCAAGCGCAGAUCACAGGGUAUAUUUCAAAAGCCUCGACAGUCUCGCAAAUUGUCGUCCGGAGGCCCAAGCGCCAGCACGAGAAUUUGCGAGAGGAACAACACACAAGAGCAGUCGAGAGAUGAACAACUGAGAAACGUUGAGUAUGAGCAUUGCCCAUCCGAGAAAAAGCAUGUAUCGAGGCAAGAAGAGUGUCAUACUAACACCGGGUUUGAUGGGAAACUUGAAGACAUAACCAUCCGUCUUCAGUCAUACCAAAGCCACAUGCCGGCUGACACUGGAUUUACCGACAAUGCAGGAGGUGCAAUAGCUGCCUUCAAGGAAACUAAGAAACGCGGCGGGACAACGAGGCGGAACAGUAGACCCGACCAAGUUCACAGAGGCACACGUAAAGAAUUCAAGCGGCACAGGAAGGCAGCAGUGACACUGUCGGUUGUGGUAAGCGUCUUCAUAGCAAUGUGGUUGCCUUUUUACGUGGCGUCACUCCUUGCUGCCAUAUGCGAGGAAUGUGUUUCUCAUCUCGCCUGGAUAGUAGUUAACUAUCUGUUGUGGUGUAACUCGACUAUCAAUCCGUUUGUGUAUGCGCUUCUCGUGGUGCAAUUCCGCCAGAAUUUUGUACGCUGUUUGGGACUGAGAUCACGCAAGAAAUGAUCAUAGAUAACGGUUGUGUUGGCAUUGCGAACUGUAAGUGAAAAUCUGUCACUAUAAAUCUUAAUCGAAAUCUCUGAAAAAUCAAAAAUUCUUGUUCCACCAGUUCUACAAAGACUUACAAACAUUGAAUUUAGUACUCUUUAGAUAUCAAGGAAAAUAAGCACUUUUGAAGAUUGGAAAGCUUCAAAUGUUCCUCAGCUGUACAAGUUUGAUAAGGGACCGUUUAGAUAACUAGUGGUUGAUUCGGGAGAGAUGUAUUGGCCAGGUUUUGAGUGAACGGCGUCAGUAUAUCGAUGACUUUUCGUGGUCGUAACUUCUCUACACUACGCAGUGCGCACUCACGUUGGUUUAGCAAACCGCAGUAGAUGUGGAACGUUUUAUCGGUGCAGAUAACAACAGCAUUGGACUUAAGUGAAAAAUGGACAGCGAAAACCCAGCAUGCUCGCCAAUUGUCCAAAGUGAAAUAUAUUAACCAUUUGUUCCACAGUUUAUGAACUUGCCAUACAUUUGAAAUUAGAAUUGAUUUGUGUUUUGGGGAGUUUGGGGCAUCUAUUUUGACUGAAAAUGGAAGAUGUAAUUUAUGUGAGGUCAAACGUAAUGGCGAGCAAUCAACGAGCCCCUUACACACAAAUAGACUGAAUAGUCCAACGCACCAAAAGUAGUGGAACUUUCUUAACGUGCAAGAACAAAUCCCGUGUAACAUCUGUCCUUCCAGCUACAAGAUAAUAGAAUCGAAUAAUGUGUGAAGUGGAGUUAUACAGUG
Acanthaster planci (crown-of-thorns starfish) is the source of this 2280-nucleotide messenger RNA. Its product is annotated as muscarinic acetylcholine receptor M4-like. NCBI's taxonomy places the organism in Eukaryota, Metazoa, Echinodermata, Asteroidea, Valvatida, Acanthasteridae. Gene Ontology annotation, biological process: positive regulation of MAPK cascade; adenylate cyclase-activating adrenergic receptor signaling pathway. The record is from RefSeq and is a predicted model, not a curated record. Gene Ontology annotation, molecular function: G protein-coupled receptor activity. Gene Ontology annotation, cellular component: plasma membrane.